AUGAUCUCCAUCACCGAAUGGCAGAAGAUUGGUGUGGGCACUGCUGGCUUCGGCAUCUUCUUCAUCCUCUUUGGAACACUCCUGUACUUUGAUUCGGUGCUCCUGGCCUUCGGAAAUCUGCUGUUCCUGACUGGCCUUUCCCUCAUCAUUGGCCUGAGGAGGACGUUCUCCUUCUUCUUCCAGAGGCACAAACUCAAGGGCACCAGCUUCUUCCUGGGGGGCGUGGCCGUCGUCCUGCUGCGCUGGCCUCUCCUGGGCAUGAUCCUGGAAACCUAUGGCUUCUUCAGCCUCUUCAGGGGCUUUUUCCCUGUCGCCUUUGGCUUCCUGGGGAGUACCUGCAACAUCCCCUUCCUGAGUGCGCUGUUCCGGAGGUUUCAAGGCACCAGUUCAAUGGUCUGA
Rangifer tarandus platyrhynchus (Svalbard reindeer) is the source of this 399-nucleotide messenger RNA. Lineage: Eukaryota; Metazoa; Chordata; Mammalia; Artiodactyla; Cervidae. The record is from the annotation of a GenBank genome assembly.